Panicum virgatum (switchgrass) is the source of this 936-nucleotide messenger RNA. Its product is annotated as BTB/POZ and MATH domain-containing protein 2-like. Gene Ontology annotation, molecular function: protein binding. The record is from RefSeq and is a predicted model, not a curated record. Bases 1 to 936 code for a protein of 311 amino acids. The transcript has a single exon. Lineage: Eukaryota; Viridiplantae; Streptophyta; Magnoliopsida; Poales; Poaceae. Gene Ontology annotation, biological process: protein ubiquitination.
AUGGUCGUCGGCAAGACGGUGGCCGGGUCGCACGUGCUGACCAUCGACGGGUACGCCAAAACCAUGGAAGCCGUCGGCGUCGGCGGCAGCGUCGAAUCCGGCCGGUUCAGCGUCGGAGGGCACAGCUGGUACAUCGAGUGCUUCCCGUGCAGCGAGGACGUGUCCGUCUUCCUCUGCCUCGACCACCAUGGCGCCGAGGUCGAGGCGGUGACGGCGAGGUACAAGUUCGUUCUGCUGGACCGUGCAGGAGAGGCAUUUCUAUCCGCCCGGUCUAGGCAGUUGCAGACCUUCACCAACACCUUCUCCAGCACAGACGACUCAUGGGGCGUCGACGAGAUCAUCCGGAUCACGGAGUUGCAAUCAUCGCUUCUCACGGACAACGACUACUUCCGGGUCAGGUGUGACGUUGCCAUCGUCAGGGCGGAGGCUCCUCAAGCGCAACCGCGUCUCGGCCUCGGCGACCUCCUCGCCGGCCAGCCGGCAGGCCGGGACGUGACUUUCGAGGUCGGCGGCGAGGUGUUCAUGGCGCACAGGUGCGUGCUCGCGGCCCGCUCAACGGUCUUCAUGGCCGAGCUCUUCGGCCCGGGGGGGAAGCAGCACCAGAACGCUGCCGACGACGGCUCUCGCAUACGGAUCGACGGCAUGGGGCCGAGGGUGUUCGAGGCGUUCCUCCACUUCAUCUACACCGACUCUUUUCCUGAGGUAGACGACGACGGCGGCGAUAGGGUCGCCAUGGCUCAGGGUCUGCUCGCGGCGGCGGAUCGGUACAAGUUGGAGGGGCUCAAGUCGGCCUGCGGCGACGUGCUGGGCAGCUACAUCGAUGCAACCACGGCGGUGACUACACUGCAGCUGGCUCACAAGCAUGGCUGCCACAACCUGGAGGAGGCAUGCGCCAAGUUUCUCAAGGAUGUGCUAGACGAAGUUGGUCGAGUCUAA